This is a messenger RNA of Ogataea parapolymorpha DL-1, 543 nucleotides long. RefSeq names its product peptide methionine sulfoxide reductase. Gene Ontology annotation, molecular function: peptide-methionine (S)-S-oxide reductase activity. The record is from RefSeq and is a predicted model, not a curated record. Bases 1 to 543 code for a protein of 180 amino acids. The transcript has a single exon. NCBI's taxonomy places the organism in Eukaryota, Fungi, Ascomycota, Pichiomycetes, Pichiales, Pichiaceae.
AUGUCCGCCAUCUCCAAGACUCUGAAGACCACGCCUUCCAGCCAAGUUCUGAGCGUUGCUGCCGGCUGUUUCUGGGGUGUUGAGUAUCUCUACAAGAAGCAUUUCAAAGACCAGAUCAUUGAUACAAAGGUUGGUUACGCUAACGGAACUGCCUCAAACCCCGACUACAAACUGGUUUGCACUGGAUCCACUAAUCAUGCAGAGACUUUACAAGUUUCCUUCGAGCCUUCCAAGGUGUCCUACAGAACACUAGUGGAUUUCUUCUUUGUGAUGCACGACCCAACGACUGUUGACGCCCAGGGCCCAGAUAUCGGCACCCAGUAUCGUUCUGCCAUCUUCACUCAUAGCGAAGAGCAAGAAAAAAUAGCCAAGGAAGCUCUGGAGUACGCGCAGAAAAAGUGGUACCCUAACGACAAGAUUGUUACUAAAAUCGAGCCAAUCAAAACGUUUUGGGACGCUGAAGAGUACCACCAGCAGUACUUGAUCAAAAAUCCAGAGCGCCACCUGUGCCCUACACAUUUCAUCAGAACGACUCCAAAAUAA